UAAAAGUCGGGGAAAGGUCCAUUUAUUUAUUCUCGUGUAUAACGAUACCUACAAUCUGUUUAUCCCCCGAAUUAUUUGUGAAGUUAGGGAUAAGGGGCAUCAUUAUUAGAAUGUCGCCCCAGGCAGCAAAAAAGUUUGGCUCGCCCUUGUGUGCAAACCCUUUGCUUGUUUUGUCGAUCACCCGAUAGUUGACCUGGAAUAACUUUUGUUACGUAAAUGUUCUGGGAAGAAAAUAGCAGAGCCCAAAAUCGAAUAGAGUUGCCUGUCCAGUAUUUGCACGAUCGCUGUCUGUUCCAGCGGCAAACUGAUAAACGGAGCGCAGGAUAUUAAAUGGUGAAUUGCUGUAUGUUGUAAUCUUUCAAACAGUAAAAGCAAAACUAAACAACAAUCAUUUAUAAAUCUAGCCAUGAGGAGUCGAAGUAACUCUGGAGUGAAGCUUGAUAAUUAUGCUCGACUUAUUCAGAAGACGAUAUUGAAAUUUCAGGAUCCAGUCACUGGUCUAUUUCCAGCUGGGAAAGAUGAACCACAUGCAUGGGUUCGUGAUAAUCUAUAUUGCAUACAGUCAGUAUGGGGUUUAUCUCUUGCGUACAAGAAACAUGCUGAUUUAGAUGAAGACAAAGCCAAAGCAUAUGAACUUGGACAGAGUGUUGUAAAAUGUAUGAGAUCUUUACUCAACUGUAUGAUGAGACAAGUUGACAAAUUGGAAAGAUUUAAGACUACUCAAUCAACCAAUGAUGCUCUCCAUGCAAAAUACAAUCGACAUAAUUGUAAUACAGUAGUUGGAGAUAAGGACUGGGGGCAUUUGCAACUCGAUGCAGUGGGACUCUAUUUGCUUAUGCUAUCUCAAAUGACAGCUUCAGGAAUGUCAAUAAUAUACAGCUUGGAUGAAGUCUCGUUUGUGCAAAAUUUGGUGUUCUAUAUCGAGUCUGCGUACCGGACACCUGAUUACGGUAUAUGGGAAAGAGGUGACAAAACGAAUCAUGGUGUUCCAGAACUAAAUGCAAGUUCCGUCGGCAUGUGUAAGGCAGCACUGGAGGCAAUUGAUGAACUUGAUUUAUUUGGAGGAAGAGGAGGACCUCAGUCUGUUAUUCAUGUAACACAAGAUGAAAAAGCGCAAAAUCUUGCCAUUUUAUACAGUAUGUUACCCAGAGAAUCCAAUUCUAAGGAAGUUGAUGCAAGUCUUCUUAGUGUGAUUGGAUAUCCUGCAUUUGCUGUUUCUGAUGAAAAUUUAGUUAAGCUGACGAGAGAGACUGUUGUUAAAAAGUUACAGGGUAAUUAUGGUUGUUGUAGAUUUCUGAGAGAUGGUUAUAAAACUGCACUUGAAGAUCCAAACCGUCUACAUUAUGAGCUUGCAGAACUAAAGGUAUUUGAAGAUAUUGAAUGUGAAUGGCCAUUAUUUUGGACAUAUUUAAUAUUAGACGGAAUAUUUUUUAACAAUCAACAACAAGUUAUAGAAUACAGAGAAGCAUUAGAAGAAAUAUUAGUCAUCGAUGACGGAGUGAAAGUUAUUCCUGAAUUAUAUACAGUUCCUGCUGAUUUGGUGGAAUUAGAAAAGAGUGAUCCUCAUAGUCAAAUACGAGUUCCCAUGGGUAAGAUUCCUCAUUUGUGGGGACACUCACUCUAUAUACUCGGGGAACUGCUCUGGGAUGGGUUCCUUGUACCUGGGGAAAUUGAUCCUCUCAACAGAAGAUUUGUUAUUUCUCCAAAACCAGAUCUCGUGGUUCAAGGUAUUUUAUUGUCUGAAAAUAAAGAUAUUCAACAAAAACUUCUGAUGCAUAAUAUUGAAACUGAAACCAUGGAUGAGAUUGCACCAAUCAGAAUACAACCCGCAAAAGCAUUAUCAAUAAUCUAUUCUCAACUUGGUAAAAAUGCAAAGUUGAAAGUAUCAGGUCGACCUACAAAUAGGAUUGGAGUCCUUGGCACAAGUAAACUAUAUGUCAUCAGGGGAAACACCUUUAUAUUCACUCCUCAAUUUUUAGAUCAAGAAGAUUUCUACAUGUCUUUAGAUACAGAUAUGUCUAUUGAUAUGUUGAUGACAGAACUGCAAUAUUUAUCUAAUCAUUGGACCAUGCCAGGACGACCAACAAUUACUAUUCCCAUAACUUCUCGGAAUAUAGAUCAAACUGGUGAAAAUAUAAGUCCUCACUUGAUAUCAACAAUAAAGAAAAUAUCAAAUGGAUAUUUAAAUGGAGUCAGAGUUGUUAUGGGAAGAAUUGAGUCGAUGCUCAGCACAUCAUGUAUUACCGAACUCAAUUUUUUAAAUGUCGGUAAUUUACAAGGUGAUGAGUUUUCACAAUACCUUGAUUCACUAUUAAAACCGUCCGUCCCAAGAAUGAGAAAACUGGAUACUGCCUCCUCUCAGACAUCAAUAAAUGAAAAGCAAAGAAGACUCUCAAGAAUGAACUCGAAUUUGAGGAGAAAAUCAGCUGAUUUAACGAAAAACUAUCAUUUGACGUUUCAUUUUAAAGGCUGUCUGAUUGACGUGUCCUCACUGCAUGACUUGAAUAUUGUACGACACGGACGCAAAGCUCUGGGGAAACUUGUUGGAAGCCAAAGUGAUUUCACAAGUGCAAAACACAGAAAGUCUUGUUCUGAUUUUGAAACCAGUACUACCAUGUAUAACAAAAGGAGGGGUGGCCAGUAUAUUGGUCAUUCAGAUGAAAGUCUCGGUGGAUCUCAAGAUAUAAAUUCACUUCUGAAACAACUGGUGUCUCCUGAUGCACAGACAGAAGAACAAGCUGAUAUAUUGCAUUAUCUGUAUAUCAAUAAGGGUCCAGAAUGGGAUACAAGAUUAGGAGGGGGUCCUGCUCCCGUCAUUGAAUUAGUCGAAGAAUUGUAUGACAAAGCAGGAAUGGAAUCUAACUGGUUAGUUGUUAGACAGGUCACCGGUCUUUUAAAGAAACGAGUUAACGGACUUUCACAAUCUGUCACUGAUUUAUUAGUUCGUCAGAAGCAACUAACUGUUGGUCUUCCUCCUGAACCAAGAGAGAAAACAAUAACAAGACCUCUACCUCUUGAAGAUCUUCAUAAACUAAUCAUGGAUGCUUUUGGAGAAGACACAGAUAUCGCUGUUUUAACACAGGAAAUCAUAAUGUAUCUUGCUAUGUUCAUCAGAUCAUCACCAGGCUUGUUCAGUGAUUUAUUAAGAUUGAGAGUCGGCCUAAUUAUUCAGGUAAUGGCGAGUGAACUGGCACGACAUCUCAAAUGUUCAGGUGAAGAAGCCUCGAUACAAUUGAUGAGUUUGAGUCCGUAUGAGAUGAAACGUCUCAUUCAUAAUAUACUCAGCGGAAAAGAAUUUGGAAUUACUAAAAGUGAGAGAACACACGCAUCAUCCGCUGAUAUAUCAGUGAAAACAACAGAAGUUUCAUUUAAAGCUGAUAAGAAUCGAUUUGCAAACUUGAAGCAAAAAUUAAAGAGUCGUGAUUUGACAAGAACAAUAUCUCGACCUCUUUCCAUUGACUCAAGUAGUAGUUCAAGCAGCACUACAACUCCACUCAGUCCCACCAUUGCCAUGAAGCAACUUAUCAUCCCCAAUAUUUUCACUCAAUGCAGCGAUCAAGAAUAUUCAGCUCUCGCUGAUGAACCUAGUGAGUAUUCUGGUGAAAAGAGAGGACAAUGGAUCAGAAGGAGACGUAUUGAUGGAGCAUUGAAUAGAGUUCCUCAUAAAUUUUAUUGUCAUAUUUGGAGAUUGUUGGAAAAAUGUUACGGACUAAUGAUUGGUGUUCACUAUGUUCCAGGCUAUGUCACGAAAGAGAUGACGGAAGGAGAACUAAAGUUCGCUCUUUUAGUUGAAAAUGUGUUAAAUCAUAUCCCUCAACCUGAAUAUAGACAACUUAUUGUUGAAACCAUGGUCAUAUUAUCACUGAUUGCCAACGCUCAAGGAUUACCAUUUCUUAACGACAAUAUAAGAGUUGAUCAGAUAUUGAUCAAAGCGAGUGAUUUAUUCUACGAUGACAUGGUGAAACAAAGCGCACCUCCAAGCAUGCUUGUAAGAGACACUGCUUCAGGAAUUUGUACCGAAUUCUAUGAUUGUGCUCCGAGCGGAACUUAUGGUACAAUGAGUUAUUUAUCAAAAGCUGUUGCUGAAACAUUUUCGUCGUACUUUCCUAAACAUGUACAGGAUUGCUUUGUUAGUUGAAGCUAUUUUACUAGUCAAUUAGUUUGAAGUGUGAAAAGAUGAUGUUUCAAAAUAUUGGAUUCAAAAAAUAAUAUAACGUAUAUGAAUUGGUACUUUUAAGUACAAAUUUUGGAGCAAUUAUAACAGUCCAGUGAGUUUGUAUUUUUGUAACUUAAAACACUAAAAACAGUGAAAUGGAUGACUAUGAGUCUUGUAUUGACAAUAUUUUUCUCAGCAUCAGCACUUCAAAUUUUAAAUUGUUGCUACACCGAACUUUCUUGUUUUCAAAAUUGUAUUUACGUUUUUUUUGUCAUUACAAAAACAUACCUAAAUUUAUAUAGUCAGAUAGUAAAAUUGAAAUUUGUUAUACAUAUACUACAACUGAACUAACUUUGUACCCACUGCUUGCAUUGUAUUUCUGUAACUAAAAAACACAUUUCUGAACCAUGUUUAUUGAACUUUUGAUCAGUUAUAACUUAUGUAGAGUUAUCAAUUCUAGCAUAUGCUUGGUGCUAUUUUCUCUCUGUAGUAUUUUGCAUGCAUUGUACAUGUUUAUUGUUUCAGUUUUAGACAGCUCAUUUUCAAUAAAUUCAGCUAUAGCAAUUCGCAGAGGACUUUUCAUGUUCUUGUAAACGUGAAGAUAUGUGGAAUUCACUAUCAAUGUGUCUGACUCGCCGCUUGAAUUGUUUCCUAAUGUGUCGUGUCAGCAGUAGAAAAAUGUGUUCAAUACCAAAGUCAUGUUUCAAGCCUUGCGAAUACGUAUAGUCACUUCCUGUUGCUGUUUUAAUCACAGGUAAUAAUAGUUUUCAUAUGCAAAAGUGAAAUAGGUAAAUAUUUGUCAAAUAAACAUUAGGAUUUAAAUUAUCUUUUGUUUAGUUCUUGUGACAUUGACUUGAGAAAAUGUUGAAUCAUUAAACUGUACAUUACCAGUCCCAUGUUGAAAUAAUUAAACAAUGGUAUUGAAUUUCAAAACAAAAAAGCCUGGAAUUUACAAUAAUACUCACAACAUCGCUUUAUUGUCAUGUCAUUUAUGAAUAGAAUGCUAUUGUUACAUUUAACUUUCCGUGAAUUUUGUUGAAUCUGUUUGAAAUUACUUUCUCAUAUUGUAUGGCCACACACUGAUGGAUGAUUGUAUGGCUGAGAUAAGGUUUCAUUAAUUUCUCAUCUCGAAAGAGAUUAUUUAAGAAAUUUUGGUCACACUGUCAAAACCUUAGUUUUAACACCUUUUCAAAUGUUUGCAAUCAUUUUUUAAGCUUUCUUCGUUAUAUCAAAUAAAAAUUGUCAAUGAGUAAAACA
Molecule: messenger RNA, 5413 nt
Organism: Styela clava
Lineage: Eukaryota; Metazoa; Chordata; Ascidiacea; Stolidobranchia; Styelidae
Source: RefSeq, a predicted model, not a curated record